Molecule: messenger RNA, 2472 nt
Organism: Diospyros lotus (date-plum)
Lineage: Eukaryota; Viridiplantae; Streptophyta; Magnoliopsida; Ericales; Ebenaceae
Product: threonine dehydratase 1 biosynthetic, chloroplastic-like
Exons: 9
Coding region: 207-2030 (607 amino acids)
Biological process (GO): L-threonine catabolic process
Molecular function (GO): pyridoxal phosphate binding; threonine deaminase activity
Source: RefSeq, a predicted model, not a curated record
UUCUUAUAUACGAACGCAACGCGAGGCCAUUACCUCUCUUCUUCUUCUUCUUGCCUCCACCGCUGCAACUCUCUCUCUCUCUCUCUCUCUCGGUUUCUUAUAUACGAACACAACGCGAGGCCAUUACCUCUCUUCUUCUUCUUCUUGCCUCCACCGCUGCAACUCUCUCUCUCUCUCUCUCUCUAUAUAUAUAUAUAUAUAUAUCGAUGGAGGCUCUGUGUUUUGCUCCUCCUCAGCCGCCGGUCCGACGGGCGGAAUUGACUAGCCAAAUCAGAGCGCCGACAAAUGAAAUCAGGCGGGGCAAAAUCAAGCCGUUCAUACGCGCGACGCUGUCCGAGCAGUCGCCCGAGAUCUCCCUCAAACCUAAGGUUGCUUCGCGCCAGAAGCCGCUGGAAGUGUCUCCGUCACCGCCGCCGCUGUUGUCGGUGUCCUCCGAUUCACUGCAGUACCACGCGGGAAUCGUCGGCGUGGUGCCGGACCGCGGUGUAGAGGACGGCGGCCACGGCUCUCCAAAUGCGAUGGAAUACUUGACUAACAUACUCGCGUCGAAGGUGUACGACGUCGCGGUCGAGUCGCCAUUGCAGUUCGCGCCGAAGCUGUCGCAGAGAUUGGGGGCGAAUAUUUGGCUGAAGAGGGAGGAUUUGCAGCCUGUUUUCUCGUUCAAGCUUCGAGGAGCUUAUAACAUGAUGGCAAAACUUCCAAGGGAACAACUUGAAAGAGGGGUUAUUUGCUCAUCUGCUGGAAAUCAUGCCCAGGGUGUUGCAUUAUCAGCUCAGAGGCUUGGCUGCAAUGCAGUGAUUGCGAUGCCUGUUACGACACCAGAAAUCAAGUGGAAAUCAGUUGAGGAAUUGGGUGCCACAGUUGUUCUUGUGGGGGAUUCAUACGAUGAAGCACAAGCAUAUGCUAAAAAACGUGGUGAAGAGGAGGGGCGUACCUUUGUACCUCCGUUUGAUCAUCCAGAUGUCAUCACAGGACAGGGGACAAUUGGGAUGGAGAUUGUGCGUCAAAUGCAAGAUAAGUUACAUGCGGUAUUUGUGCCGGUUGGAGGUGGUGGACUUAUAGCUGGUAUUGCUGCCUAUAUCAAGAGGGUUUCUCCAAAGGUAAAGAUAAUUGGGGUGGAGCCUGCUGAUGCAAAUGCAAUGGCAUUGUCACUACAUCAUGGUCAGAGAAUCAUGCUAGACAAAGUGGGAGGUUUUGCAGAUGGUGUAGCUGUUAAAGUUGUUGGGGAAGAGACUUUCCGUUUGUGCAGGGAAUUGAUAGAUGGGGUAGUUCUUGUUAGCCGUGAUGCCAUAUGUGCAUCUAUAAAGGAUAUGUUUGAGGAGAAAAGAAGCAUUUUAGAACCUGCUGGUGCUCUUGCCCUUGCUGGAGCUGAAGCAUAUUGCAAAUAUUAUGGCCUCAAGGGUGAAAACAUUGUGGCAAUAGCCAGUGGGGCAAACAUGAAUUUUGAUAGACUUAGAUUGGUAUCCGAACUUGCAGAUGUUGGUAGGCAACGGGAAGCUGUUCUUGCAACUUUCUUGCCAGAGGUGCCUGGGAGCUUCAAACAAUUCUGUGAACUAGUGGGGCCAAUGAAUAUUACAGAAUUCAAAUACAGAUACAAAUCCGACAAGGAAGAAGCUCUGGUUUUGUACAGUGUUGGACUCCACACCGUUUCUGAACUUAGAGCGAUGAUUGAUCGGAUGCAAUCUUCUCAGCUUCGAACUGUUAAUCUUACUAACAAUGAUUUGGUUAAAGAUCAUUUACGGCAUCUUAUGGGGGGCCGAUCCAGUGUUCAGGAUGAGCUGCUUUGUCGGUUUGUCUUUCCAGAGAGGCCAGGUGCUUUGAUGAAAUUUUUGGAUGCUUUCAGUCCAAGAUGGAACAUUAGUUUGUUCCAUUACCGAGGACAGGGUGAAACGGGUGCUAAUGUAUUGGUCGGAAUCCAAGUUGCUGAUGCUGAGAUGGAUGAGUUCCGGGCUCGUGCUGAUAGACUUGGUUAUGAUUAUGUAGUGGAGAGCGGGAAUGAAGGGUUCCAUCUCUUAAUGCAGUAUAACUAAGGUAGAUCUCCUUGUGUUAAAUCAGUCGGUGCCACAAGUAUACUACUCUGAAAAAGAUUCAGAUUUUCCACAUUCUUAGUCGAAAUGAGGGAGGAAUUCUUUUUUUGCGAGAAGAUUGUAAUGCUGUCUAUACUUUCUCAAAGAUUCAAUCUGAUAUCAAUCCUGAUGUUUGAGAGGAUCUAUAUAUUGCUGUGUUUAUGUUGCUUUGUCAUCACUGACCUAUAAGAGAUGGUUUUGUGCAACUGCUCUUAUAUUUCUUUGUUGCACAACUCUGUAAUUUGAGAGAUGAGAUCGAUGCUUCUGAAGAUUAGCUGCUGCCAGUUGUUGAAUCUGGAUGAUCGAAAUAUGCCAGCGACCUGAUUCUGGCAAUGGAAUUUGUAUUUAAAUUUCUGGAGAUUUAGUGUUACAUAUUUAUCUUAUAUAUAGUUACCCUUUCUCUACU